Messenger RNA from Adelges cooleyi (spruce gall adelgid), 1708 nucleotides. Its product is annotated as pyridoxal kinase-like. Gene Ontology annotation, molecular function: pyridoxal kinase activity. The transcript is spliced from 8 exons. The record is from RefSeq and is a predicted model, not a curated record. The coding region runs from base 353 to 1246 and encodes 297 amino acids. Gene Ontology annotation, biological process: pyridoxal 5'-phosphate salvage. Gene Ontology annotation, cellular component: cytosol. NCBI's taxonomy places the organism in Eukaryota, Metazoa, Arthropoda, Insecta, Hemiptera, Adelgidae.
AACUUUUAUAACAACUGAUUACAGCUGUUCAGUGAUAAGUAUCCUAUUAGUAGUCGGUACUGGACUGUCUAGUGUCUACACUCGACUGCCGACACCCAUGUCCCAGGAUGCGCCGUGCAAUGACAAACAUAAUAUGACUAAAACAUUAUCGAUUAUUCCUGUAUAUUUAUUAUAGUUAUUAGCUUAUAAUUCAUAUUUUACAGUUCAGUUGAUUCUUAGAAAUUAUGAUUAGAAAUAAUUAAAUUAAUUGUUUUAAAUUACUUUGAUAGUUGUGUAUCGAAUAUAAAAAACUAUUUCUUUUAAACCAUAAUUAUAUUUGGCUAGCCUAACUUUCAUUUUUCUGGAAGUCAAUAUGAAAUCAACAAAAAGAGUUUUAUCCAUACAGAGUCAUGUGGUCAGUGGAUAUGUGGGAAACAAAAGUGCUGUAUUUCCUUUACAGGUAAUGGGAUUUGAAGUUGAUGCUAUCAAUUCUGUUCAGCUGUCGAAUCACACUGGCUACAAAACAUUUCAUGGGCAAGUUUUGAAUGAAACAAACUUAAUGGAAUUGAUAGCUGGACUUGUUGAAAAUGAUUUACAUUAUUACUCUCAUUUACUGACAGGAUAUAUAGGAUGUCCAAAUUUUUUGCAAAAAAUUGCCGAAGUUUAUAUAAUUUUGAAAAAAAAGAAUCCAAAUUUAAUAUACGUUUGUGAUCCAGUAAUGGGCGAUAAUAAAGAAAUGUAUGUUCCAAAAGAAAUGUUAGAUAUUUAUAGGAAGGAAAUAAUCACUUUAACAGAUAUAAUCACACCCAAUGAAUAUGAAUUAGAACUAUUAACUGGUAAAACUAUAACUUGUACUGAUGACAUCUAUGAAGCUAUAAGAAUACUACAAAGUCUGGGCUGUAAAACAGUUGUGGUUUCUUCGUCUAAUAUUGAAGACACUCAUUUGAAAUGUAUUGGAAAAUAUAUUAAUAGCAAAGAGUAUGUGGAAAUAAAUAUACCUUACAUUGACCAUUCUUUUAUUGGUACAGGCGAUUUGUUUGCUUCAUUAAUAUUGUUAUGGAUGACCUUAAAUAAAAAUAACUUAAAGGAGUCAAUGGAAAAAACGGUUGCAACUAUUCAGGCAGUAUUGAAACGAACUUUGAAUUAUAUUAAGCAAGCCAAUCCCAAAACUCCAACAUUUAACAAAGAACUCAAAUUAAUUCAAAGUAUUGAUGAUAUACGAAACCCUACUAUCACAAUAUUUGGAAAAACAGAUUAUGUAAAAUAGCUUUACUUAUUUGUAUAGUUACUAUUAUGUAGCAUUAAUUGUUUAUUUCAUUGAAAAAUAUAAUUUAUUAAUAUUAUAUACUGUAAAGAACUAGCUGUAGUUAAUAUACAAAUUUAUAUGUUACCAAGAUAACAGUUUUUAUAAUUAUUUAUGUUAUCUCUUUUUUUUACCAUACUAUUAAGUUAUCUUACUGAAAUUACUUAAUUCCUUAUAGUAUGUUAACCAUGUAUUAUAAUAAUAAUAGUUUUUAAAUGAUUUUUAGUUGUUGAGUUAUUAAUUUAGUAUUAUAUUAUAUUGCAGUUUAAUCUGAUAAGUAAUACCAGAUGUACCAAACUUCAAGUCUUCCAAGACACCUAUAUACCUAUAUAGGUUGAGUUAAUAAAAAUUUGUAAUUUAUUUAUAAUUUAUACAUGCAUUUUGUGUGCUAAUUACAACAAUUAUUUUUGAAGGAUAAAUUAUAAU